Parascedosporium putredinis is the source of this 1590-nucleotide messenger RNA. The record is from the annotation of a GenBank genome assembly. NCBI's taxonomy places the organism in Eukaryota, Fungi, Ascomycota, Sordariomycetes, Microascales, Microascaceae.
AUGGCGGAUUCCUUCUAUGAUCUCGGUAGCUACCAGGUCGCCAUCACAAGCACCUCGGAGAACGCCCAGCUGUGGUUCAAUCGCGGCCUUAUCCUCUGCUAUGGAUUCAAUCACCAGGAAGCCUACGAGUGCUUCAAGUUUGCGCUCGAUGCGGACCCCGACUGCGCUAUAGCCCACUGGGGCAAGGCCUACGUGCUCGGCUGCAAUUACAACAAGCCCUGGGAAGCGUUCGACCCGGAAGACGCCGCGCGUUCCGUCCGCGAGGCCUUUAAAGCGACGCAGGAGGCCACGAAGCGCAAAGAAGGAACGUUGCCCUUUGAACGCGCGCUGAUCGACGCCUUGCCUUCUCGCUAUCAGUCCGAGGGACCCGCGGGCGACAUGGCGCAGUGGGUCAACGACUUUGCCAACGCCAUGCGGAAAGCCUACGCCCAGGUGCCGGAAAGUCUCGAAGUCGCCGCUAUUUUCGCCGAGGCCAUGAUGAACCGGACGCCGUGGCAGCUGUGGGACAUCAAGUCCGGGAACGCUGCGCCCGGGGCUGAUACGACGGAAAUUCUCCGCGUGCUGGAGACGGCCUUGGAAAUGUCCGCCCACCCCGAGCGCGGGCUCCCCGCUGCCAAUGCGCUGCGGAAGCUCGUUCCGGACGCGGGCCACCUAAACCACAUGCCCAGCCACAUCGACGUGCUGGUAGGGGACUACGAGGCGGCGAUCGACGCCAACACGGCGGGCAUCGAGGCGGAUACCAAGUUCCUCGCAAAGAGGGGCCCGCACAACUUUUACACGCUCUACCGGUGCCAUAACUAUCACUUCAAGAUUUACGGCGCCAUGUUCGCCGGUCGGUACCAAGCCGCCAUAGACACCGCCGAACAGAUGAUUGAGACUCUGCCGGAGGAGCUUCUCCGAGUGGAAUCGCCCCCGAUGGCGGACUGGCUCGAGUCCUUCGUCUCAGUCAAGCAACACGUCCUGGUUCGGUUCGGUCGCUGGCACGACAUCAUCGGCCAAGCUUUACCAAGCGACGGGACCCUCUUCUGUGUCACAACCGCCAUGAUUUGGUACGCCAAGGCCGUCGCUCACGGCGUCCUGGGCGACCUUGCCGAAGCGAAAAGAUGCGCGGCCGAAUUUGACAAUGCUGUCGCCAGGGUGCCGGAAAGUCGAACUCUAUUUAACAAUAAAUGCGUCGACAUCCUCGCGGUCGCGCGUGAGAUGAUGCUGGGCGAGAUAACCUACCGCGAGACCGAGUAUGCCCGCGCGUUUGAGCACCUGCGCAGCGCCGUGGCCCUCGACGACGCGCUCCCCUACGAUGAGCCGUGGGGUUGGAUGCAGCCGGCCCGCCACGCGCUGGGAGCGCUGCUCCUGGAGCAAGGACACAUGGAGGAGUCGAUGGUGGUGUACGAAACGGACCUCGGGCUAAACGGGGUGCUUCCCCGCCCGUGCCAGCAUCCGAACAACAUCUGGAGUUUGAAGGGCUACCAGGAGUGUCUGCGACGAUCUGGACGUGCGGAGGAAAGUGAACAGGUGGCGCAGAAGAUUGGAAGCUUGGAAAGCGGGUGCGAUGUGGCCAUACAGUUUUCCUGCUACUGCCGCAAGCAAUAA